This is a messenger RNA of Coccomyxa subellipsoidea C-169, 737 nucleotides long. RefSeq lists its product as hypothetical. The record is from RefSeq and is a predicted model, not a curated record. The coding region runs from base 144 to 380 and encodes 78 amino acids. Lineage: Eukaryota; Viridiplantae; Chlorophyta; Trebouxiophyceae; Coccomyxaceae. The transcript has 4 exons.
CCGAUCUGCGCUCGUUUACUGGAAUAGAAACUAAUCUUGGGUUUUGGAAACUCUAUCCAAGUAAUUAGCGGGCGCAGGUGCGCUCUCAGCUCGCUGUGCGAAGUUCCUGGCGCUGAAACCGUUUGACUUGGACGAGGAUCACUAUGAAAUCUCGUAAAAUUUUCUGUCUGAUCCUGGCUUUGGCACUGGUCGCUUCCAGCACUGUGCAAGCUGAGAACAGCAUUGAAGAAGGUGCCAAUUAUGGCGUCUUACCUAUCAUCAACGAUCUUGGCGGGCGUUUGACCCAGGCUGACAGCAAGGACGGGGACAAAGCCGGCCCUCCUCCAGUCAAAUGCACCUAUUCAAAGGGCCCACUGGGCAUCAAUAUGGUCUGCACUUGACCAAAUGCCUAGAAUGGUUAUAGCCUAAAAUGAAUGUGCAUACCAGUAGUACUUUCCAAUCUGUUCAGAUGAAACUUGAGGUGUCCAUAUGGCCGCACAAUGAUUGCGAUUUUGGAUCCAAUCUGCAGCUGCAUGGUUACUAGUUACUUAAUGAUCAGGCACCUCAGGCCGGGCCCUUUAAGGAGGCCAUAGCACAACAUUAGUUUUCCGCUGUUAGGAGCAAGCCACUACUUGCUCCCAAUGGGAUUGCAUUGUUCAUAUAGGCAAAGCUUAUGCAAGGAUCCCUGAGAUCCAAUCUUGAUAAUUGCAGCAGUAAAAUAAUCACGCAGCAAUCCUACUAGUGAAAAAAUAAAUGUC